Jatropha curcas is the source of this 1004-nucleotide messenger RNA. NCBI's taxonomy places the organism in Eukaryota, Viridiplantae, Streptophyta, Magnoliopsida, Malpighiales, Euphorbiaceae. The record is from RefSeq and is a predicted model, not a curated record.
AUGGAUGAAGAAAACAGCAAUAUUCAUGUUGCAACUGUUGCUGCACUUGUUCUUACUGUAGGUUUCAUGUUAGGUGUCUUCGGUGAUGCUUCUCUUGGAAUGUCUCAUAAAGUCCAGUGGAUUGCAGCUCUAAUUGCAGCUGUUAAUUAUUGGCCUGAUAAUACAGUUGAAGGAAAGUUUUUUUUUUUUUUAAUUUGGUUUCUUUUAUGUCUUCUCAAUCCUUUUUACUCUCUCGCACUUUGUUAUUUUCCUCUCAGAAUUGUAUCAGGAGCAUGGCUUCUCUUUAAUAAAUGUCUCAUGCUUCAAGUUCAGGAUGUUCACCGCUAUGCUUCAUUCUCUGAGAUGUUGGAAGCAGAGAGCCUUGCAAAAGUCCUUCCUGGGGUAAAAACCAUUGAUGAAGGUGUUGAAGUUUACAGAAAGUUUUAUGCAGAAGAGAAAGAGAGAGCUAACGGUGUCCUUGCUAUUUGUGUUGCAAACUCAACUGCUCAACCCUACAUUCCUCUGGCUAGAAUACUCUCGGGAUUGAGUUAUAGAGGUGUUCAGUGCGUUUUGAGUCUCCAGCAGCUUCCUGGAAGGCUGGAACAGUGCCAGAUGAUUAGUAGAUGAUGCAAAAUCAGCUAAUAUUCUUCACCUUGAUUUAUGAUUUAAAGGGAAGCAAUCGAGAAGCUGAAGUAACUCAUUCAAGUUCCUCGAUGGUCAUAUAAAUUAAUUGAUGAUUUGGAACAAGUACCACACAAUCAGUGUAUGAUAAUGACUUAGCAGUUUGAUUUUCUGAGGUAGAAAUGUCAAAGGGUUUGCUAGGUAAUAAUAACUGUUUUAAUAGCUUUCAGUUGUUCUAUUAGCUAAUUAAUUAGUUGUUACCUAUUAGCUUUUAGUUAGUAGUCUGCCAAAAUAUUACAUUUGUAAGUUAUAACUGUACUUGAAGGUCAAACAGGAGAACCCGCCAAAUGCUGUGGGCUUAUCUUUAUUUUUUUUAUGGUUAAUAAUAUUUACCAAUUCGUAAA